AUGGCGCAUUCCGCCAACAUCACUCCAAUGACGACUACACACCCUGGCCGCCUGGCAUACCUAGGCGAACCAGAGUCGCAACUACAUGUUGCGACUAGCCGAAGGCCUAGCAUUUCCGGUGAUUCGGAUGCUCAAUUAACGGCACGGCCCAACCUCCCUCGCGAAGAUGACGGACACCACGUUACGGGAGGGUUUCCCAAGUCCCCGAAACACAAGUUCUCCGACAGCCACAGCAGUUUGUCAUCGUAUACUUCAUCAAAUCAAUCCGGAGGGCACUCGAGGAUAUCCUCAUUAUCUACUGUAAGCGGCAUUCAGCCGUUUACGUCUCUGUUGAAUGAUGUACCGGCCUUCGACACCAAACUCGAUCAUCAGCAGGGAAUGGGCGGCCCGGGCAUGAUUGAUGUUCAGCCCCCGUCACCGCGAACGAUGGGUCAACAUGAUCAAGUGGCCUUGGAUCCUGCGAUGAAGGGAACUGGGAGACCGGGUAGUCCGUCGGAUGCGAUUCUGAUCACCCGAGGUAUGGGUGGCAGCAACCGAUCAAGUCCAACUGAUGGUUUGAGCCCUCACUCAAAACAACAACAAGACAACCUUAAUUACCUAUCAUUACCGCAAGAUCAAUCGUCAAGAACCCAUAAGCGAGCUGUCUCUGCGCCCGACUUUGCCGCUGUUUCUGCGCCUACCUUCCAACCUUUCCCUUCACAGCAACCUUACGGUAUGUCGCCUCCCGAUUCUCCCCCUGCCGUCUCCGGCAGCGACGAGAUCAAGUGUAUGUACAUCGAGAACUGCGACACUGGAUCUCAGCCUCGCAAGGCCAUCUCGCACAUCUUUGGUCGCAACAAGCUCUGCACCCGCAUGAUCCCCGCCCACGUCUGGGUUCACUUCUGCCGCAAGCACUACCAGCGAAGCCGUUACCGCAACGCCCAUGAGUACUCGAAGCUCCAGGUCGAUCUCGUCCAGAAGCAAAUCGCCAGAGUUCAGCAGUGGAGCGAUGAGAAUGAGAGAGCCGGCAAGGCAGGCGUGGUGAACAGCUGGUCUCUUGCAAUUCGCAAGCGAGAGCAGAAGCGACUGGAAGACAAGAAGGAGUCGAAGAAGCGCGCCUACCAGGAUGAGUCCGAGGACGAGCAGCUCGACGGUGCUAUGCUCAACGGCACUGCCGUCCCCGAAUGGCUCCUCAGCAAGUGCGGUGCUGGAUACACCACUGUUGCUAUUCAGGAGAUUGUAGCGCAGCUGAAGACCGAGAUCGACGGAGGCAGCCUGAGCCAAAUCCCCGAUAUCGAGAUUCUCCCCACUAUCAGCAGCGACGGCCCCGAUGAGAAGCCCAAGACCUACCUCAAGCGCAAGACGAGCGGCGGCGCUGCUCACAAGCGUUCUCAGUCGAUGGGUGUCGCUCUGAGACCCGAGACGAUGCCUAUGGCCAGACGUGUCAGCCAACCCAACGCCUACUGGGGCCAUGACAGUAACAACACCUUCUCGCUCGCAAAUUGGGUCCAGAAUACUGACAUCUCUCUAGCCGGCUUCUAUGAGGAUCGCAACGCGAUUCCUGGCAUGCCCCGAGUUUCGUCUGGCAUGCGUCGCAUGAACAUCCCGCACCGUCCCGCCUUUGGCAACAUCCGUGAGAACCACCCUGAGGAGGAUUACUAUCGCCAGCCUCAGAUGGGUUCCGGUCCUUUCAUCUUUGGUGCCGGUGGCCCUCAAGGCGGACCUCUUCCCGCCCCGACUCCCCAGCGUCGCGGCAGCAAGUCCAUGGCUUCUCACCUCGAGACCUCGACUACCAUGCCUGCCUAUCCUGACCCUCGCCGGGCAUUCCACCAGCGAUCUCAGAGCGAGAUUGGAGGAGGUUUCCACCAGGGACAGGCUCCUACCUACCGACCCAACUCGUCCUCGGGCUUCGCUCCUUACGGAUACGCUCCCAACCCGGUUGACCAGCAGCAGCAGCAACAGCAGCCGCAAGACCAGUACGAUGGCACCUACCCUCGUCCUCACGACAACCCGUUCGCCCAGGCCGCUCAGCCCAACUACUAUGAGGAUCCUCAGCGGCAGUACGCCUACGGCGCUUCUCCGUUCCAGCCCAAUCAUGCGUCUCGCCUGGGUCCUGUCGGCGCCAACAGACACACCCGUCACCAGAGCACUCCGAACGCACCCCAUGCCAUGCACCGCGCUCCCUCUGCGCACGGCUUCGCGGUUGCCCCGAACCAGCAGGGCUAUGAUCGGACUCUCGAGCACUCGCGCCAUUCCUCCUACGCCACCCCGCCCAUGCAGCCUAUGCAACCCAUGCAGCCCAUGAAUGACGGCACCCGUCACUGA
This is a messenger RNA of Colletotrichum phormii, 2304 nucleotides long. RefSeq lists its product as uncharacterized. NCBI's taxonomy places the organism in Eukaryota, Fungi, Ascomycota, Sordariomycetes, Glomerellales, Glomerellaceae. The record is from RefSeq and is a predicted model, not a curated record. The transcript is spliced from 6 exons. The coding region runs from base 1 to 2304 and encodes 767 amino acids.